Molecule: messenger RNA, 1674 nt
Organism: Punctularia strigosozonata HHB-11173 SS5
Lineage: Eukaryota; Fungi; Basidiomycota; Agaricomycetes; Corticiales; Punctulariaceae
Exons: 6
Coding region: 1-1674 (557 amino acids)
Source: RefSeq, a predicted model, not a curated record
AUGGAUUAUCGCGGGGCCUUGCGCAACCUCACAGAGCCACUCACCCACCCAGUCACGGUAUUUACCCGAGAGAAUGGUGCAUUACCUGGCUUCACAACAUCGUUAUACUGCCGCGGUUGUCGGACCCGCUAUUAUCCCAACUAUUAUGUUCACCACAACGCCACUCAUCGAACAUAUUAUGUUGAGCCUCAUGUAAUCACCGUGCUGGAGAUCGGCGACCAUUACUAUAUCGAACGGAGCCUAUGUACAUUGUUCGCUAAUAUGAUGGUGAUGUCAUGGUGUUCAGCAACUAAUUGUGCACGUAUCUAUAACCAUGCCCUCACACGGCCAAGCCUCGAUCAGUACAUGCCUGCCAGCACUCUGAGGGACACAAGACGCCGUGAAAUGAACGUCGAGGAUGUCUGGACUGGCUUCUGUCUUGAUGGCCUUCUCCUUGACUUUGAGAUGCGACACCUUCAACUUGGACGACCAGAUACGCUUGAGCUACCGCAACAGGCUCCCUCUCAGAUGGAACGGAUGGCUACAGCACUGCGGGAACGUAAUCAUCGCAUGGAAGGUCCUGGAUCACCCUUUUGGAAUCACGCUUGUGACCUAUGCUGCAAGGUUACGCUUGGGGAUAGCAGGAAACCUCAGUAUGUCCGUGCUGCAGUCACUGAUGGGAUUACCAUUGGACACCCAUGCUGCGCCUAUCAUGAUUGCAAGACUCCGCUUCAUUCCGUCAAAGACCUUUGGUGCCCUGAGCAUGCUCACCUCAAACUCAAGUGUGUCGUUGUCGGCUGUGAGAACAACACCUCUACAGGUUAUCAAACAUGUUCCGAAGCAUCGCACCGUGCCCUUGAAGCCCAUCGACGAGAAGCAGCCAAGGCUGUGUUUCAACUGAAGGAGCGUCUGCGGCGGGCCCGAACAUCUCAGACUCAUGACUCCCUGUCGAUGGACACAGCCAGUCUUCCUGGCUCACUGGAUGGUGUUCUCGAGGGAGCUGGUCUUGACGAGGACGAAGAUGUUGUGGUGGAUGACCGUGGGAUUCAUUCAGGCAAGGAUCUCAUUGAUGACCUUCCUCCGAAUGAGGAUGUUGUCUGUGAUGGGAAACCUGCCGAAGGCAAUGUCCGACCGAAAGCUCGAUUUGGCCGCCGUCGAACCCAUAACGAAGAGCUUGUUGUGGCUUGUUGCGGGACUAUUCUGUCGCGCGCGACAUUCUUUGGUUCAGAAGCACCCAAUGGUGUCCGUAACUUCUGGGUUCAGUGUUUCCCGACUGAGAAGUCAAUGCCGCAAUUCAUGAUUCAUGAUAACGGCUGCAAGGUCCUGGCGAUGAUCGAGAAUGAUCCUGACGAUGCCAUGCGCGAGCGAUUCAAGAACAAGGCCAUCGUCGUUGAUGUUUUUCACUUCAAGUUGAAGCACAAAGAGUCUGACAACUUCUGCAGUACUCGAUGCAACCCUGCACAAUGGCCGGAACUCAUGGCCGAUGGUAAAUGGCAGUUCAACAUGUCUGCUGCUGAGCAGACCAACGCAUGGUUCGGUGGAUUCCAGGCAAUUGUUCGGGAGAUGCAAGUAGAUCGAUAUAAUUUCUUCCUUGAUGAGAUGAUUCGUCGACGCAAUGAACUUACCUAUAUGCAGCUCAAAGAGAAAGGGAAUGCGCCUUAUUUCAUUCCUAGAUCCACAUUACUUGAUCCGUAG